This is a messenger RNA of Colletotrichum graminicola M1.001, 756 nucleotides long. RefSeq names its product kinase phosphorylation protein. The record is from RefSeq and is a predicted model, not a curated record. The coding region runs from base 1 to 756 and encodes 251 amino acids. The transcript has a single exon. Lineage: Eukaryota; Fungi; Ascomycota; Sordariomycetes; Glomerellales; Glomerellaceae.
AUGGACCUCCUUUCGAGCGUCCGCAAAUCCGGCUCCCGCGGCGGCGUUAACUUCAGCUGGGACGAGGUCGCCAACUCGUCGCACCGUGAGAAUUACCUCGGACACAGUCUCAAGGCCCCUGUCGGUCGCUGGCAAAAGGGUCGCGACCUCAACUGGUACGCCAAGGGGGACGACGGCGCCGGCGCGCGGGAGGGCGAGACGGACCAGGAGCGGCAGGAGCGCGAGCGUAAGGAGGAGCUGCGCAAGAUCAAGGAGGCCGAGGAGGACGCGAUCGCGCGCGCUCUGGGGCUGCCGGUACCGCAGCGGGAUACCUCGGGCGCAAAUGCCGUGGAGGUUAGCGGCGUCAGGGGCAUCGGGCCUGCAACUGAAGGGGACGCAAGGCCCGUGGAGGAGGAGAGGGGUGGGCUCGUCGUUUCUGAAAAGAGGGAGCGUAGGGAUCGCGACGAGGAGAGGAGAAGGAGACACAGGAGCCGCAGCCGCAGUCCGAGACGGGAGAGGAGGCGGGAUGGGGACAGAAGACGGAGUCGCGAGAGGGAGCACGGCGGGGAGGACAGGCGGAGGAGGGGCGAGGUACGGGAGCACGACCGCGCACGCGGGGGUCGCGAGGAGGGGCGGGAGAGGCGGCAUUACCGCCGGGCGAGGAGCCGCAGUCACGAGCGUGAGCCGAGGGAGCAUCGUCGGCGGAGUAGGAGUCGCGAGGGACAUGGGCCGCGGCCCAAGGACCGUCGGCGUAGCCCUGACGAGCGCCGCAGAUGA